AUGGCUGAUGAUGGAGAUUUGCCGACAACGGUUAAUCCAUUUGAAACACACACAAACGCAGCACAUCCUGAGGCCCCUCAGGCGUCCUAUUUAUCAUAUAUACCCACCAAUUCAAUUCAAACUUCAGCACCAGCAAGAUUUUUGAGAAAUUUACUACAAGAAGAUGAAGAAGAAGUCGAAAAAAUUGAACAUUUCAAGUAUAAACAGGUAUUGGAUAGGAAAUUAACGGUCAAAUCCAUCAUUGGUUUAGGUUUCUCCAUCAUGGGUGUUCCUUUCGGUAUGUCAUCGACGUUGUGGAUAACUUUAGUUGAUGGUGCAAAUGUUACAAUGUUAUAUGGAUGGUUAGUGGUUACAUUUUUUUCGUUAUGUGUGAUCCUAAGUCUUAGUGAAAUCAUAUCCAAAUAUCCUACUUCAGGGGGUGUUUACCAUUUCAGUGCAUUGUUAAGUAAUGAAAAAUACUCCCUUAUAAGUUCAUGGUUUACUGGUUGGUUAUUAUUGAUCGGUUCAUGGACUUAUAUUGUUUCCAUACUAUUUUCAGGAAGUCAGUUCAUUUUAUCGAUUUUCGGAUUGAAGAAUUCCUAUUAUAAAGAAGACAUCUUCCUUGUAUUAUUAGUUUAUUUCAUUUUGUUGGCAUUUUGUGGUUUUAUAAAUUAUAAAUUUUCCAAAUAUUUAGAAAAAAUCAAUAGAGCUUGUAUUAUUUGGUCUUUAGGUACAAUUGUGGUCAUUGAUAUUUUAUUGUUGAUUUUUUCCGAAAGAAAUCAUUCAAUCAAGGAUAUUAUGACCAAUUUCGAUAAUUCAAGAUCUGGUUGGCCUGCUCCCUUGGCUUUCAUAGUGGGAUUAUCAGGAUCUGCUUAUACUAUGAAUGGAUAUGGGAUGUUAUUGUCUAUGACAGAUGAAGUUAAAAAUCCUGAAAGGAAUUUACCUAAAGGUAUGGUAUCUUCCAUCUUAAUUACAUUCGUUAAUGGUUUAAUUUUCAUCAUUCCUUUAUUGGUCAUUUUACCAGAGAUGACUUUGUUAUUGGACGACACACCUGAAAUUAUGCCUAUUGAUUUGAUCUUCAAAUUUGCUAUCAAAUCUUACGUGGUGUCAUUCUUAUUGAUCUUGUUGUUGAUAGGUACUGUUUUAUUCCAAGGUAUUGGUUCAAUUACUGCUGCUUCUAGAACUACUUAUGCUUUUGCAAGAGACGGUGGGUUGCCUUAUAAAGAAAAAUGGACCACUGUGGAUGCAGUCGAAGAAGAUACUGUGCCAAAAAAUGCUAUUUUCUUAUCAAUGGGUGUAGCAGCAAUUUUACCUUGUAUAGCGAUUAUUUCUGAAUCUGCUUUCAACUCAUUUAUGGGUGCAUGUGUUAUAACAUUAACUUUAUCCAAUGGUGUACCGAUUGUUGCAUUGAUGUUAAACAAACGAAGAAAAAUCAAGGGAGGUGCUUUUAGAUUAAGAAAAUUAGGGUGGUUCAUAAAUUUAUUGUCUUGCUUCUGGAUGGUUUUAUCAACAUUAUCAUUGUCAUUACCUCCAGUAGUUAAGAAUUUACAUUUUUAUAACAUGAACUAUGCAAGUGUAGUUACAUUAGGAUUUUUGUUAUUUGCAAGCUUAUGUUAUAAAUGGUACGGGCAAAAGAAUUUUGAAGGUCCAAAAAUAGACUCGGAUUAUUUUGAAUUGCAUAAUAUCGAAGCUUUAGGUAGGGAUAGAUUAGAAGAUUUCACUGUUGGUGAUGAUGAAGAUAGCGAAAUUGUUUUCGAAGAUUCAAACGGUAAACCAUUAGAAUUUCAACCCCCCAAACCACUUCUGCCAAGUUACGUGAGUGUGAUGACUGGUUCAACCAAGAAAAACAAUGACGAUUCUGAAAUUCUCUUUGAUGCUGAUUCUACUCGAGAGAAUGUUUAG
Messenger RNA from Yamadazyma jaroonii, 1881 nucleotides. The record is from the annotation of a GenBank genome assembly. Lineage: Eukaryota; Fungi; Ascomycota; Pichiomycetes; Serinales; Debaryomycetaceae.